GUUAUGACCUUCCUGAACUCUCCAUUCUAGCACAACAAUGUCAUCAAGAGGACGAGGAGGACACCGUGGUGGACGUGGCGGCGGACGCCCCGAGGAGCGCAAGAAGCGCGAGGCGAUCCUCAACCUCGCGUUGUAUGUCGACAAGAGCAUCCGCGUUACGCUGCAAGGUGGUCGGGCUGUUACCGGCACGCUCAAGGGGUACGACCAGCUCAUGAACCUCGUAAUGGACGACGUCGUGGAGCACUACGAGAACAAUGAGAUGCCAGAGCGCACGCUCGGCCUUGUCGUCCUCCGCGGCCCCAACGUCGUGCUCAUCUCCCCGACCGACGGGCUGGCCGAAAUCGAGAACCCGUUCGCGCAGUGAUCGUCAGUAGCAGUAUGCAGCAAUAGACCAGACACCUCUUCCACUAACAAUGCUAAUGCAAUGCAUGUGACCGAC
Cutaneotrichosporon oleaginosum is the source of this 439-nucleotide messenger RNA. The record is from RefSeq and is a predicted model, not a curated record. Lineage: Eukaryota; Fungi; Basidiomycota; Tremellomycetes; Trichosporonales; Trichosporonaceae.